Lutzomyia longipalpis is the source of this 1158-nucleotide messenger RNA. Its product is annotated as U5 small nuclear ribonucleoprotein 40 kDa protein. The coding region runs from base 98 to 1138 and encodes 346 amino acids. Gene Ontology annotation, cellular component: catalytic step 2 spliceosome. The transcript is spliced from 3 exons. The record is from RefSeq and is a predicted model, not a curated record. Gene Ontology annotation, molecular function: protein binding; RNA binding. NCBI's taxonomy places the organism in Eukaryota, Metazoa, Arthropoda, Insecta, Diptera, Psychodidae.
GGAAUACCGUGAUUACUUCUGAAAGCCGUGCUACCGAACCAAAACAAACCGCGUAGGGUAAUUUUUCUUUCAUUGCAAGUAAAAUAAGUGCUCGAAAAUGGCUCAGAAGAGAUCCUCUGAAAUGGUUGUUGCCAUUCCGGAUGCCAAAAAGUCCCGCAGCGAUAUUGUAGCCUACACAAAUCGGGAUAAAGCUCUUAUGCAGACGGGCAUCCCGCGAACAUCAAACUUGUUCGCCCCCAUUAUGCUCCUCGAGGGACAUCAAGGGGAUAUUUUUACAUGUGAAUUUCACCCAGAAGGCCAGAUUAUUCUCUCCAGUGGUUUCGAUCGGCAGAUUUUGAUUUGGAAGGUAUUUGAUGAGUGUGAAAAUAUUGGUCUCAUGACUGGUCACACGGGAUCCGUUAUGGAGGCUCACUUCUCUCCGGAUGGAAGCAACAUCUUCACCUGUUCCACAGAUAAUACCGUAGCUAUUUGGGAUGUACCCACGUGCCAGCGCAUCCGGAAGCUAAAGGGACAUGGAAAUUUUGUGAAUUCCGUUCAGGGAGCCCGGAGAGGGCCACAAAUUCUCGUAUCCGGAAGCGAUGACAACACGAUUAAGUUGUGGGACUCACGGAAGCGCUACGCUACAGCCACCCUGGAAGCUACGUACCAAGUAACAGCGGUGGGAUUUAAUGAUACAGCUGAACAGAUUGUGAGUGGGGGCAUUGAUAAUGAUGUGAAAAUUUGGGAUUUGCGCAAAAAUGAAGUUCUUCACCGUCUUCGGGGGCACACCGACACUAUCACGGGAAUUGCUCUCUCCCCGGAUGGAUCGUACAUCCUUACCAAUUCCAUGGACAAUACCUUGCGGAUUUGGGAUAUUCGUCCGUAUGCCCCAACCGAGCGGUGCGUGAAGAUCUUCUCAGGGCAUCAGCAUAACUUCGAGAAGAAUCUCCUGCGGUGUGCGUGGUCCAAGGAUGGGACGCUGGUCAGCUGUGGCUCUGCCGAUCGCUUCGUUUACAUCUGGGACACUACGACCAGGCAGAUCAAAUAUAAACUCCCUGGGCACAAUGGGAGCGUAAAUGAUGUAGAUUUUCACCCUGAGGAACCUAUUGUUGUCUCAGCGUCCAGCGACAAGACAUUGUAUGUCGGAGAAAUUGAAUAAAUUUAAUACAAAGCUGCAAA